Messenger RNA from Mercurialis annua (annual mercury), 1673 nucleotides. RefSeq names its product GTPase-activating protein GYP1. Lineage: Eukaryota; Viridiplantae; Streptophyta; Magnoliopsida; Malpighiales; Euphorbiaceae. Bases 99 to 1451 code for a protein of 450 amino acids. Gene Ontology annotation, biological process: activation of GTPase activity. Gene Ontology annotation, molecular function: GTPase activator activity. The transcript is spliced from 10 exons. The record is from RefSeq and is a predicted model, not a curated record.
GUUAGAAGAAAAAAAAAGUCCGAAUAGAAGCUCAAAUAAAAUCAUUGUGUUUCUCUUUUUAGCAAAAAUCAGUGAAGAGAAGAGAAAUCAGGGAAAAGAUGAAGAACAUGAACAACCACGACAACAAUAACAGUUCGACCCUGGAUUCAAGAUUCAAUCAAACUCUCAAAAAUGUCCAAGGGUUGCUUAAAGGUCGCAGUAUUCCUGGUAAAGUACUAUUGACUAGAAAAAACGAUCCACCAGAGGAUCCAAGCUUACAAGAAAGAUCUCCUAGUUUUGGAAGAAGCUUUUCAGAAAAUGAUGCCGGCACAAGUGAUCGAAUGGACAUGUCAAAGCAAGCAGAAACUUGGGGUUCAGGAAAGAAAAAUGAUAAUGCAGCAACAAACAAGCUGAAACCUUCAAUGUCUAAUAUUGAGUUUGAAUCAAAACCCAAAGACAUUCACAAGUCCCCUAUUGGUGCUAGAGCUACAGAUUCUGCAAGAAUUAUGAAGUUUACCAAGGAAUUAUCAGAAACAACAGUAAUAUUAGAGAGAUUGCGGGAGUUAGCUUGGAGUGGUGUACCACCAUAUAUGCGCCCCAAUGUUUGGAGGCUUCUCUUGGGAUAUGCACCGCCUAAUUCAGAUAGAAGGGAAGGCAUUUUGAGAAGGAAGCGGCUUGAGUAUCUUGAUUGUGUUGCUCAGUUUUAUGAUAUUCCAGAUACAGAACGUUCAGAUGAUGAGAUCAAUAUGCUUCGCCAGAUAUCUGUUGAUUGCCCAAGAACUGUACCUGAUGUGACCUUUUUUCAGCAAGAACAAGUUCAGAAAUCCUUGGAGCGUAUUUUGUAUACAUGGGCAAUUCGGCAUCCUGCAAGCGGAUAUGUGCAGGGAAUAAAUGAUCUUGCUACACCUUUCCUGGUUGUUUUCUUGUCAGAACAUUUACAAGGAAACAUCAAUAAAUGGUCCAUAACUGAUCUAUCUCAGGAUAAAAUCUCCAAUAUAGAGGCUGAUUGUUAUGGGUGCCUAUCAAAGUUAUUAGAUGGCAUGCAAGACCAUUACACGUUUGCUCAACCUGGAAUUCAGAGACUUGUGUUCAAGUUGAAGGAACUGGUUAGGCGGAUUGAUGAACCUGUUUCGAGGCACAUGGAAGAACAAGGGCUUGAAUUUCUUCAAUUUGCUUUUCGCUGGUUCAACUGUCUUUUAAUACGUGAGAUCCCUUUUCAUCUUGUUACCCGCCUGUGGGACACCUACCUUGCUGAAGGAGAUGCAUUGCCAGAUUUCCUUGUGUACAUAUAUGCCAGUUUUCUUUUAACGUGGUCAGACAAGCUUCAGAAACUUGAAUUUCAAGAAAUGGUGAUGUUUCUACAACAUCUUCCAACUCAGAACUGGACACACCAAGAGCUGGAGAUGGUACUUUCUAGAGCAUAUAUGUGGCACAGUAUGUUCAACAGCUCCCCCAGCCACUUAGCUAGCUAGAUACUCUCAAGUCUCAACCUUUAACAGGUCUUUUCGUAUCCUCGUCGACGUCUUUUUUAUUUAUUUUUUCCGAAUUCCUUGAAGCGGCUAUGUAUCCCAUUUUUCUGGAGGUGAUUAACCGUGUUGUGGCUUGUAAUAUUUGUGUAUACCAUAGAUUGAAGACGAAACAGAGAAUUUUUGUGUAAUGAUUUUAUUGGAAUUAAUGAAUGGAGGUUAAUAGCA